Molecule: messenger RNA, 1001 nt
Organism: Oryza brachyantha (malo sina)
Lineage: Eukaryota; Viridiplantae; Streptophyta; Magnoliopsida; Poales; Poaceae
Product: prostamide/prostaglandin F synthase-like
Exons: 7
Coding region: 47-826 (259 amino acids)
Molecular function (GO): antioxidant activity
Source: RefSeq, a predicted model, not a curated record
ACGCCGCCACUCUCUCCGUCUCGCCGUGCCGUGCCGUGCCGUGCCUAUGGAGACGGCCGCCUCGCUCUCGCGCGCCCCGCUCGCCGGCGCCGGCGCCGGCGCUGCACGCGUAGCGGUAGCGCCCGCGGCGGUGCCGGCUCUCGCAUCCCGGGGAUCCCUCUGCCGCCGCCGCCGCCGGUCGCUGACCGUCUCCGCGGCGGAAGGGGCUUCCCCUCCGGUCUCCCCGUCGCCCACCCCGGAUGCUAGCUCCCCCGGCGUGUGGGACGCCCUCGGCGGCGUGUCCGUGCUCGCCGCGGGCACCGGUGACGCCGUCCCGCUCACGGAGCUCUGGGACCCAACCGAGGGUGUGGCGGUGGUCGCGCUGCUCCGGCAUUUCGGGUGCUUCUGCUGCUGGGAACUGGCCUCUGUUCUGAAGGACUCCAUGGCGAAAUUCGAGGAGGGCGGUGCCAAGCUGAUCGCCAUCGGCGUUGGCACUCCUGACAAAGCUCGCAUUCUUGCCGAUCGGCUGCCGUUUCCUAUUGAUAACCUGUAUGCCGAUCCCGAUCGCAAGGCUUACGACGUGUUGGGGAUGUACCAUGGUGUAGGUCGGACAUUAUUCAGCCCAGCUAGUGCAAAGAUAUACUCGAGGCUUGACUACAUCAAGAAGGCAACCAAGAACUACACGCUGGAAGGCACACCGGCAAAUCUGACGGGUGUCUUGCAGCAGGGUGGAAUGCUUGUGUUCAGAGGGAAACAGCUGCUGUACUCAUGGAAAGACGAAGGCACCGGCGAUCAUGCUCCUCUGGAUGAUGUCCUCAACGUUUGCUGCAAAGCUCCGGCUGCUUGACCACUUGAGGUUUUUUUAGCAGCCAGACGUGUAUGUAAUGCUCAGCAUGUCAAUCAGAGGGCAUCUAGUUUUAACAGUUCUGGAAUUGUUGGACUGCUCAUGUACCUGAACUUAGUUCCAUAGUGCCUCACAUCGGAUAUUUGAACAUUAAUUAAGAGUAUUAAAUAUACAGAUA